Penicillium waksmanii is the source of this 267-nucleotide messenger RNA. RefSeq lists its product as uncharacterized. Bases 1 to 267 code for a protein of 88 amino acids. The record is from RefSeq and is a predicted model, not a curated record. Lineage: Eukaryota; Fungi; Ascomycota; Eurotiomycetes; Eurotiales; Aspergillaceae. The transcript has a single exon.
AUGGCAUCAAGUGCUGUUCUUGCAGGACGUGGAAACUCAGGGGAUGCUGUCCGUGUAGUGACAGACAUUGCGGCAAGCUUGUGGGACGGACACGUUUCGGCUCUUGAUGAAACGCACUUCUGGAGACAGCCAGUUUCUGAUUCUGAUUUUUCAACUUUGAGCCCAAUGGCUGUCAUUGCCCUCGUCAAAUGCUUUGUACUGGAAUGGAGUAAUGAUUUAGAUUACCAGAUGUACCAUGAUCUUCCAUUGGAACUGUACCUCGGCUAA